Molecule: messenger RNA, 1023 nt
Organism: Brenthis ino (lesser marbled fritillary)
Lineage: Eukaryota; Metazoa; Arthropoda; Insecta; Lepidoptera; Nymphalidae
Source: the annotation of a GenBank genome assembly
AUGGACCCUCUUACGUGGUUAUCCUUGGGGCUGCAGCUGGCGGCAUUAUGUUCGAUAGUGGGCGCGUUAUUACUGUACCUUCUGCGUAAGGUCAGAGUCGCUGAAGUAUCGCCUGUUGAUAGUGCGAAGACUGUUCUUGUGACUUCCGUUGACUCCGCUCUUGGACUACAGAUAGCAACCUACUUAAGCGGUAAGGGAUGGCGAGUGAUCGCUGGUUGUCGACAAGGAGGUCUGGGGGCGCGUCUGGCUGAGUCCUGGCUGCAAGCCCACGUGGCUGACACUCCGGAGGACCAGCCCCCACCGAGACUAGCUACUUUGGAACUGGAUGUGGCGAGAGAAGAUUUAUUAGAAGAAGCGGCGAGAACGACAGCUCAGCAUUUACCGGCUGGAGAACAUGGUGUGUGGGCAGUAAUAAACACGGCGGGCAGCAGUGGGCGUGGCGGGGCAGCGUGCUGGGAGAGCGCUCUGCGCAGCAACGUGCUUGGCGCCUUGCGUGUAGCGCGUUCGUUCUCUCCCUUGCUGGCUGCGGCUGCGUCUGAUCAUCCUUAUGCUGGACGACUGUUUUAUAUCGGAUUGACAUCAGACACCGCAUGCGAAAGCUUAUCCCGGGUAGACAGUGACUUGAAUGAAGGCAGUGCAGGCGCGGCAGCAGUGAGAUGGGGGACCUGGGGUGCUGCUAGAGCGUUAAGAACGUCCCUCCGCGCGCGUAGGCUUCACGUUGUACUGUUGCAUGCUCCUGAUUUGUCUGCUGCCGAGAUAUUUGCACCGCCUGUGCAGCUUACACCGAUUAGCCAACCUGGAAGUCGACCAGAAACCCCAAGUUCAGAGGUGAGCUCGUCCACAGCAACUUGCGCCGUCACCAUGCCCGGAGAAGCCGCAGAAUACAGCGCUAAGGUUCUUCCGACAAGCGCCUUAAAAGUCUUAGAGGAAGCCCUCACAUCACCAUCACCGAGAGAUUCUUACUACUUGAAAAUAAAACAGGACUCUUGGUUUACUAGAAUGCCUUCUUUAAGAGUUGCGCAU